AUGACGAUCGCUUACAACCAUUUCAUGUCAUCCAUUGGACUGCUGAAGUUUUUUCGGCUGCUGCUUCGUUGUAAGGGCAGCAUUUACCGGCUAAUUUACAAGGAAGUGCUUGUUUUUAUCGUACUGUAUUAUCUGUUGGCCAUAGUUUACCGCUUCUUCCUGACCGAUUCAAUGCGAGAAACGUUCGAAGACGUAUCCGUCCUUUCCGAACAAUUCGUCACUUACAUACCGUUAACAUUCGUCCUUGGUUUCUAUGUAUCGUUGAUCAUGGGCAGAUGGUGGAACAUAUUUCAAAGUAUUGCUUGGCCAGACAGAAUAGCGGUGUACGCGUCGUGCUUCAUCAAAGGAUCGGAUGCCAGAGGAUUAUACCUGAGACGGACUUUGGUGCGGUACGUCAAUCUGGCUCAGGUGCUGUUGCUCAGGGACAUCAGUUCUCCAAUACGAGAUCGCUUUCCUACAAUGAAGCACCUUGUUGAAGCGGGGUAUCUGUCGGAAGAGGAACGAAUGAUAUACGAAAAGGUGCAUACGCGAAUGCACAAAUUCUGGAUACCGUGGCAAUGGGCUUGCUCGCUCGUAACUCUGUGUCGAAAGGAAAACCGCAUCGAACACGAUUUGAUAGCUACAUACAUGGUUAAAGAAAUUAUUGCCUUCCGUGACAAACUAGCGGCGCUAGAGGCAUACGACUGGGUCAGCGUGCCCCUGGCAUACACUCAGGUGGUUACAAUUGCCGUCUACAGCUACUAUUUGGCUUGUCUGUUGAGUGCGCAGUUCAUAAAUCCGAAUCGAAACGAAGAAUUGGACGAAGUGUAUGUUAGACGACACAUCUACUUUCCGCUUUUGACCAUCCUGCGAAUCGUGUUCUACAUGGGAUGGCUGAAAGUAGCAGAAACUACCAUAAAUCCGUUGGGAAACGAUGACGAUGACUUUGACACGAACGAAAUAAUCGACAGGAAUAUCAAGGUGCGCUAUGACACAAAAUCAAAUAUUGAGGUUACGUGA
Molecule: messenger RNA, 999 nt
Organism: Soboliphyme baturini
Lineage: Eukaryota; Metazoa; Nematoda; Enoplea; Dioctophymatida; Soboliphymatidae
Source: the annotation of a GenBank genome assembly